Bufo bufo (common toad) is the source of this 3083-nucleotide messenger RNA. RefSeq names its product MAX interactor 1, dimerization protein (gene MXI1). The transcript has 6 exons. The record is from RefSeq and is a predicted model, not a curated record. Gene Ontology annotation, biological process: regulation of transcription by RNA polymerase II. Gene Ontology annotation, molecular function: DNA-binding transcription factor activity, RNA polymerase II-specific; RNA polymerase II cis-regulatory region sequence-specific DNA binding; protein dimerization activity. Bases 418 to 1095 code for a protein of 225 amino acids. NCBI's taxonomy places the organism in Eukaryota, Metazoa, Chordata, Amphibia, Anura, Bufonidae.
UGCCUCUGCUGCAAGAAGUAAACAAACUCUUAUCUGGGUGUCAGUGCACGGUGGGCAGCUCGCAGUCCACAUCCCUCCGCUGCAUCUAAGGCUAAGUUGCCCUAUAACUUCCUACUAUUACUUCUUGUUGCCCCCUUCUCUCCUUUAAAGCAUUCCUCUCUGCACGGAUCAGAUCCCUCCUUCCUCUUAUUCUGCACUGAAACCCUCAUCUGCCUUAGCGAGGCCCAUAAAACUUACUGGGCCCGUCACAUCCCAUUCAUUUGCAUGCAAAACGGGAUCCAGUCUCUUACCCAUUGGAAAACAAAUUUUUUACUUUUUUUUGCAAAAAAAAUAAUAAUUUGCAUUUUUUUUUUUUUUUUUAAAUUUACAUUUUCGGAUUCUUUUUUUUUGGGGGGGUGAUUUUUACAAAGUUGCAUUAUGGAUUGCGUCCGAAUGUUAAAUAUUCAGAGGCUCCUAGAUGCUGCCGAAUAUCUGGAUAGAAGAGACCGAGAGUGUGAACAUGGCUAUGCCUCCAUCUUCCCCUCCAGCGACAGCUUGGAGCUUCACGGGCUGAAAACAAGAAGGUUAAAAUCGAAGAGAUGCAGUAAUAAUAAUCUAGGAAGCGGCACAAACAGAUCCACACACAACGAGUUGGAGAAGAACAGGAGGGCUCACUUACGGCUCUGUCUAGAACGUCUGAAGGACCUUAUACCCCUAGAAGCCGAAAGCACCAGGCACACCACCCUGGGACUACUAAACAAAGCCAAACUGCACAUCAAGAAACUUGAAGACUCGUCACGGAAAGGCCAACAUCAGCUGGAUAUGUUAGAAAGGGAACAGCGCUUUUUGAAGAGGAGGUUGGAGCAGCUACAGGGCUGUGCAGAGCCGGAAAGGGUGCGAGCGGACAGUGUGGGCUCCAGCGCAUUGUCCGAUCGGUCUGACUCAGAACGAGAAGAGAUCGAGGUGGACAUCGAAAGCACAGAAUUCUCCCAUCUGGAAGUGGACAGUUCUAGUGGCACCAGCAUCAGUGACCUGGACGACCACAACAGCCGGCAAAGCUUGGGCAGCGAUGAAGGAUAUUCCAGCGCUAGUAUCAAGCUCCUCUACAGCUCAUAAGAGUCCUGGGCUAACGACAGUGGAUUGGACUUACUGCCCACGGUCACCGGUGGUGCACUCAUGGAUUCAGUCAAUUGUUUUGUUCCUCCAGGUCUCCAAUCAUGAAUGGAGUUGGACAUUCUUAGGGGAUUUUAUUCUGUUUUGCUGGACCAAAAACCUUUGACCAGCUCCUUCUCCUUCUCUUCUCCAAUGGCAUAAGGGCAUUCCCUGAAGGUUACACAACUCCUGCAGUGUUGGAGGUCAUGACAGCGAUCUAAACUUUUUAGCACAACUUGAAGAUCUCCCUAUGGUGUUAUGUUUUCCGUAUGAAUCGGAAGCUUUGAAGAUGACGUUCAUUGUUUUGUGUUCUUUGCCUUAAUUCGGCAUCUUUAGAAGACUUUACAAACGUACCACACGGUGGUGUAAAACAAAAAGAACUUCCUCACUGUGGUCAACGGAGUGUCUUCUCUUCUGGGUCUUGUAGUACCCUUCAUUCCGGAAAACCACUUGCUAUUCUCUACAUUGUUCCCCAUAUGGUCUUUGAUACUCAUUCAAUCUACCAGCAAAAAGAUUCUUCACUUGCAUCAGCCUGGGGGGCAUGUUUACAAAAAGGUUAUCCAACCUCUCUGAUCAACUUGGUCGUCAAGAACUUGGUAUUUGGCAAACUCGUACUGUCUUCUGCCUUGUCAGAAGUGUAUAAUUUGUACACCUAGUGCUGGUGCACGGUGACCAGAGGAUGCCGUCACAUCUGGAAGCUUCUCCAGAUGCAAAUUUUUAUUUUAUUUUUUUCUGCUGUUUUUUAUUUUGGUUUCUCUAGACUGGAGUUUGGCAGAACUACAAGCCCCAACGUGGCCUUUUGUUGCAGCAUGCCUAGAACCCCUGGCACUUGUUCAAUAGGGGCACCACUUGGGCCAGCCCUACAACCAACAAGCAUUUGGUUAAUAGUUAAAAGAGGGUUCAGGUUUACAAAAAAUCUUCUGGCCCAUGUGACCCAGACUGCCACUGUGACACCACUUGAGACAAGUGCAGUAGAUUCUGUUGUAAACUUAGUUUAUGUUGAGAUGCCCUCUAAGAAUUUUGCAUUUUCUUUAAAUUUUUAAGAUGCAUAUCAUGCAUGCCAAGUGAGUUCUCUGCCUCAGUUUAAAUCUGAUUAAUAGGGCAGUAUGAGAGACCCUGACAUGACUGGUUGUUAGGGACAAGUUGGUGACAACUCCAUAUAUUAUGCCAUAGCUGUUAGGGCAUCCACAUCAUGAUUCAUACUGGCACUGUGAUGCCAGCUGAGAAGACUGCAAUACUCACAACAUGCCAUUCCCUAUCUCAGCCUGCAAUACUAAUAAGAUUUGUAGCAAACUGAAGUUAGGUAGAGAUGCCCUUUAGCAUGAAUAUAGCGUUUUCUUUCGAUUCUUAGAUACAUUUACGUUAAUGCAUCGCCUUCAAUGGCAUAUUAAAGGGGUGAGGACUUUUUAUGCUGGUGAGCCCCUCUAAACUGUAAAGUCAGCACCAGCCAUCGACCAGGAUACGACCACUGCUCCCUUUCUUUAAAGGAGUUUUCUCACUUCAUGGCAUUGAUUUAUUUUUCCAUCACAUUUUACACUGCUCGUUUCUAUGGUUACGACCACCUUACAAUACAGGAAAAUGCGCCAGCCUGUUGUGCGCUCCCAUGGCCCCGGCCACCAGAGAGGCCGGCGCUUUUUCACAUAGUGUGCAAGCAUGACCACCGCAGCUGGAUUGUAGGGUGGUCGUAGCUAUAGAAACAAGCGAUGGAAAACUGAAUCCAGCCAGCAAAGGAGGCAAUAUGGAGAAUCACGAUACAUUAGUAAGUGCCUUGUAUUAGGUUUCUCUACAUGAUAAAUGCUAUUUGCUGAAGUGAGAGGACCCCUUUAACAAUGUCUCCUAAAUAACCACAAAGCAGCCAUCUUGAAUCCGGAGAACCCCCUUUAACGAAUGUAACCAAUUAGGUGGGGGGCUUAUAAAUGUACUGAUCCAUUAUAAUCAUGAAAAAAGAAAUA